Messenger RNA from Aphanomyces astaci, 715 nucleotides. RefSeq lists its product as hypothetical. The record is from RefSeq and is a predicted model, not a curated record. NCBI's taxonomy places the organism in Eukaryota, Oomycota, Saprolegniomycetes, Saprolegniales, Verrucalvaceae. The transcript has a single exon. Bases 26 to 715 code for a protein of 229 amino acids.
AGAAGUUCGUGGUGUCCUGUAAAGCAUGCACUUGGCAUUGCUCUCAAUGGCCGAGACACAGCCUCGAGCACUCAAAACGUACAUCACAUGGACGGAGGACCUUGAGGUAGAGCUUCUUCGUGAAGUGUCGCGCAUCGAACCAUUCGCCGCUGACCACGGUGAUCUGCUGCAACGCUGGAAACUGGUUGCAAGUGGCCUGAGCGCUCACGAGCCCAAGAUCAACUACCGUGGUGCUCGUGAGCAUGUCGACGCGAUGCUCAAGCAAUUCAAGCAAGAGGACAAGGUCCAACAACUCUCAAGUGGAACCGAUGAGGAUGUCACCGAGAAGGUUCAGCUACUGCAGGACCUCAUCAUGCGCAUGGAUGAAGUGGCCUCAUCGAAGAAACGAAAGCGGGUCAAGGAGAGUGAGAAGAAGAAGGUGCUUGAGAGCACCGGUGACAAGCUCUGUCGUGAAGCCGAAAUCCGUGUAGCGAAGAGGUCGAAGACGUGGUCGUCGUCGCGAUUGUCUACCGGGAGUUCGCAAGACGAUUCGGUAGAAUCAUCCUUGAACGACUUAUUGGAAUUUGAGAAGCAGCGGCACGAGGAUGACCACAAGUACCGAAUGGAGCGGCUAAAAUUCGACAACGAGGAGCAGCGCCUGCGCCGCUUACAGAGCACCCAACUAGAAAAUCUUGUGGGUGUUAUGAUGCAAUUCAUGGGUAAUCAACAAAAGUAG